AUGAGAAAAGGCGGUGAAAUCACGGGCUUUGCGCAGGUGGUCAAACCGUACGUGCUGCGUCAUGGUCCGGCAACAGCACUCAAUGCAAGCUCGGAUGUCAGCGAGUCUCUCCAGAAUCUUAUCCUUCAGCAUUGCAAUAUCAGCACAUUUCUCAGGCAUUACCUUGACCGUAACAUCACGGCUGAUGACCUCAGCAUCUACCGUGGCCUCACACCGCAGAAGGCCAUCAUGGAUAUGCUGUGCUCUAUGAGCCGGUCAAUUGACCCACGCCGACUGUGGAAACUGACAACGGAGGAAUCAAAAUCUGUCAAUGAUCAGCCGCGCGUCCGGGUACUGAAGGCGAAUGUGGAUACCUUGAAAAUAUACGUGAUGGGGCUGCCUCUCGAGACUUCACAACGUGAACUGCUUAAUGAGAAGCAACGAGCUAGAGCACAGCUGAAACGGGUUAAACUGGAUCAAUACAAACAGGAACAGCCUGUGAUUGACAGCGAGCGGCAACUGUCAGGAGGGAUAAUCAAUGAGGAUGUCAAAAAUGCACUGGAGGGGAUUAAGUAUAUGACACCUGAGCACUUGACACUCAUUGAUGCUAUUCUGACUCUGCCUGGACGAACCUGGGAAGCGGAACAGCAAAGACGGAUCAACGCAAUGAAUGCAGUUACCAAAUACUGUGGGGUGGAGGAAGGCUCUUGGUUCUUCCGCCAGCACAACCUGCAGGGCCCAACAACUAGUGCCUCCGUGCAGAUCGGCAGACAACUCAGUCAACCGCAACCACGUAUCCAUGAAGCUAUUCAGAUAGUGAUGGCAGAUAAGAGACCAACUAUCUGUUUUCUCUGCCUCCAGAAUCCCGCGCUCCCAGAGUCUCAGCGAGUUAGUCAGUUCAAAAGGCCGGGAGAGUUGACCAGGCAUUUUGAGAGGAAACAUCUCAACAAAUUUCAAGGGUUGAACUGUAUUCUCUGUCAAGUGACACUGCAAACCCUUUCACAACUUAUGCUUCAUGCAGAAACUAAGCAUGGGACGGUCACGCGGAACUCAAAAUACAGGAUACUCUGCAACUCACCGCACCCUUCAGCAGUAUAUAAAGGUCAGUUGUCUCAAUAG
Molecule: messenger RNA, 1098 nt
Organism: Paracoccidioides lutzii Pb01
Exons: 3
Coding region: 1-1098 (365 amino acids)
Source: RefSeq, a predicted model, not a curated record